AUGUCUGACUUCACUGGUGUUUCACUCAAGGGCAAGACGGCCAUUGUCACAGGAUCCUCCAGAGGAAUCGGUGCCGGCAUUGCCCUUCAGCUUGCCAAGCGAGGUGCUAAUGUUGUAGUGAACUAUGUUUCCGAAGGAAGCAAGGAUAGAGCUCAAGAAAUUGUUGAUCAAAUCACCAAAAUUGGAACCAAAGCUAUACUCUGCCAAGCCAGUGUCAUGAAGCUCGACGAGAUUCCAAGAUUGAUUGAGGCGGCUUUGAAGAUUAGCGAGACUGGAAAGAUCGAGAUCUUGAUUCAUAAUGCUGCUCUUGGGUUAGAGGCAAAUUUGGUCGAUACCUCGCUUGAACUGUACACAACUCACUUUGACUGCAAUGUUCGUGGUCCAAUUUUCCUCACAAAGGAGGCUCUUCCUCACUUGCCUCGUGGGGGACGCAUUGUCUUUAUUUCUUCCGCUGCUGCACGUCUUGGUGUUGCUGGACACACUGUAUAUGGGCCAACCAAGGCAGCCAACGAGGCCCUUGUUCGCGUCUGGGCAAAGGAACUAGGUCAUUCCCACGGUAUUACUGUCAAUUGUGUUAACCCAGGCCCUGUUGCAACCGAUCAAUGGUUCCAGAGUGACCCGCAGUUCAUUAAGGAUAUGGAACCUAUGAUUAAUGAAACACCCGCUGCCCCUCGAGUUGGUGAAGUUGAUGAUAUUGCACCUCUAGUGGCCUUCCUUUGCAGUGAUGAUGCCAGAUGGACAACUGGUUCUUGUCUGUCAGCUAAUGGUGGUCUCUACAAUUAA
Molecule: messenger RNA, 783 nt
Organism: Penicillium cataractarum
Lineage: Eukaryota; Fungi; Ascomycota; Eurotiomycetes; Eurotiales; Aspergillaceae
Product: SDR family NAD(P)-dependent oxidoreductase
Exons: 4
Coding region: 1-783 (260 amino acids)
Source: RefSeq, a predicted model, not a curated record